UUUGCCUUCACCAUGGGCACCGAGGGGGCGGCCCCCGGGCCUGGCGGGCAGCUGUGCGGGGCGCUCAGUUUGGUGCUCGGAGCGCUGCUUUACAAAGUGAUAGAGGGCCGAGGGGUCACGGACAAUGGACCAAGAUUUUCCUCAUUACCAACGUAUCUACCUGUGAGCUAUCACAUCCUCAGUGCUGAGACAUCAUUUUUCCUUAAGGAAACCCACCAGGAUUUUAUGAGGAAUUCCAGUUUGCAGUCCAGAGUCGAGUCAUUCUUUACAUACAAAGCCAAGAAGCCUCCUGUGUUGAAUGCUAGCUAUGGGCCUUUUUCUGUAGAAAAAGUUGUGCCCCAAGAACUAAUGAUGACUUCAAAUUUUUUAGGAUCUAACGACAAGUUUACUUUUAACUGGAAACUUAAAACAUACAUCAUGAGUGAUAAGAUCUACUUGAACCGGCCCAAAGUCCAAAUCUUGUUCUACAUUGUGGGUCGGGAUUGGGAUGAGUAUAGCUCUGAAGAGAGACUUCCCUGUCUUCGAGUAUUUGCCUUUAGGGAAACCAGAGAGGUGAGGGGCAGCUGCCGCCUGGCAGGUGACCUUGGACUGUGUGUUGCAGAAUUGGAGCUCUUAUCCAGUUGGUUCAACCCUCCCACAGUGGCUGCUGGGAGGAAAAAGUCUGUGGGUCAGUUGGAAGGAAGCUCUGUGGAACUAUAUUACACAAUUCAACCAGGAGAUGAGAAAGGGGAGUGUACAACUGGGGAUAUAAGGAAAGGCAAUGCCAUCCGCCCAGGGAAGGAUGGACUAGACCAAACCAUGUCCCACUUGCAAAGGAUUGGUACCGUUGGCCUUUAUCAGGCCCAGGAGAAUUUUCAGCUUAGUGAGUUACGGCUGGAUACCAAUGUGGUCAUCUGGCUGCCAUCGAAGCCUGUCAAACAAGGAGAGGUGGUCAAUGCCUAUGUGACUGUCGCCAAUAAUUCCACCAUUGACCUAUUCAUCUUGAGGGCCAAGGUGAAGAAAGGCGUGAAUAUUCUUAGCAUCAAGACAAGUGAGCCUCGGCAAUGGGACGUCAAGCAGGAGAUGGGAAAUGGUGGGAAACACUCAACCACCACUGUAAUCUGCCAACGGAUAGUGUCCAGUUCUAGGAACAGGAGCAGUAGUUUAUUUAGUGAGGUUGUACAGAUGAACUUUGAAAUCGCCAGUUUCAGCAGCCUCUCGGGGACCCAGCCCAUCACCUGGCAAGUAGAGUAUCCCCGCAAGGGGACCACAGACAUCGCCGUCUCUGAAAUUUUCAUCAGCCAGAAGGACCUUGUUGGAAUCGUUCCCCUGGCCAUGGAUACAGAAAUUCUGAAUACGGCCAUCCUCACUGGGAAGACAGUAGCAGUGCCCAUCCGAGUGGUCUCCAUAGAAGAGAACAGCGCCGUGACGGAUAUCUCAGAGUCAGUGGAGUGUAAGUCCUCUGAUGAAGAUGUCAUCAAAGUGUCAGACCGAUGUGACUAUGUUUUCGUCAAUGGCAAAGAAAUCAAAGGGAAGGUGGAUGCCCUUGUGAAUUUCACCUAUCAGUAUUUGAGCGCCCCCCUGCACAUCACCGUCUGGGUGCCUCGCCUGCCUCUACAGAUCGAGAUCUCUGACACAGAGCUGAGCCAAGUCAAGGCUUGGAGAGUACCCAUCGUUUCUAACAAGAGGCCCACAAGAGACAGUGAUGAUGACGAUGAUGAGGAGAGAAGGGGUAGAGGGUGUGCCCUCCAGUACCAACAUGCAAUGGUCCGAGUCCUCACCCAGUUUGUGUCUGAGGACUCAAAUCCCUGGGGCCAGCUGAGAUAUUUACUGAGCCCUGACUGGCAGUUUGACAUCACUGACCUGGUAACAGACUUCAUGAAAUUAGAGGAGCCGCACAUCGCCAAGCUUCAGGAAGGGCGAAUUUUGAUUGGACGAGAAGUUGGCAUGACGACAAUACAGGUUCUCUCACCCCUCUCCGAUUCCAUCCUGGCUGAGAAGACCGUGACGGUGUUAGAUGACAAGGUGGCAGUGACGGACCUUGGCGUCCAGCUGGUGGCGGGGCUGUCAGUCUUCCUCCAGCCCAGCUCUGAAACUAACAAGGCUAUCACCGCCACAGCCAUGGCUGAGGAGCUGCUACAUACUCCCAAACAGGAAGCCGUGGUCAGCAUGUGGAUCCAGUUCAAUGAUGGCUCAGUGACACCACUGGAUAUCUACGACCCCAAGGACUUCUCCCUCUCGGCCACAUCAUUGGAUGAGACCAUCGUGUCCGUGCACCAGGGCCACGAGCUGAGGUGGCCCCUCGUGGUGGCAGAAGGGGAAGGGCAAGGACAGAUCGUCAAAGUUGACAUGAUGAUUUCUGAGGCCUGUCAGAAGUCCAAGCGUAAGAGUGUGUUAGCCAUGGGCGUUGGCAACAUCAAAGUCAAGUUCGGGCAGAACGAUGCCAUCUCUAACCACGGAGGGGAUUAUGAUGGGGAUGAGAUAGAGAACCAUGCCAGCGACCGCAGACAAAAGGGCCCGGACCAGGAGCGGUAUGGCCAGGAUGGACGAUACUUCGGAGGUUCCUCCAUCGAUCGAGAGGAGGGAGUUCUCCGUAAAGUCACCACCACUGUCAAAUCAUUGAUCAACAACAAAGUGGUGAAAAAUAGCAAGCUCGAUGGAGGCAGACUGUCUGGUGAUGGACAGCUGCAGAACAUCCCCAUUGACUUUACCAAUUUCCCUGCCCAAGUUGACCUCCCAAAGAGUAGCGGUGGGCUGGAAGAGAAUGACUUGGUCCAAGCUGCCAGGGGUUUAAGUGACCUUGAGAUAGGGAUGUACGCGCUCCUGGGGGUCUUCUGUUUGGCCAUCCUUGUCUUUCUGAUCAACUGUGCCACGUUUGCCCUGAAAUACCGUCACAAGCAAGUGCCGAUAGAAGGCCAGGCCACCAUGACCCACUCCCAUGACUGGGUCUGGCUGGGCAAUGAGGCUGAGCUAUUGGAGAAUUCUGGGGAUACAUCACCCCAGCAAGAUGAGCACACCACAAUUAUAGACCGGGGACUCGGCUACGAAGAAAGCAACCACCUCCUCCUGAAUGGUAACACACAGAAGCAUGUUCAGAGCCAGAUUCACAGGUCGGCUGACUUAGGGGGGAAGCAAGAGAAAGAACAAAAACCUGACCCUCUACACUCCCCCACUUCCAAAAGGAAGCGGGUGAAAUUCACCACCUUCACAACAAUACCUCCAGAUGAUGGCUGCCCCACCGUCAACUCCAUUCUCAGUAGCAAUGAUGAUGACAUCAAAUGGGUGUGCCAGGACAUGGAUCUGGGUGACUCCAAAGAACUCAGAAACUAUUUGGAGAAAUUCAAAGACAAAGUGUAG
Trichosurus vulpecula (common brushtail) is the source of this 3336-nucleotide messenger RNA. RefSeq names its product transmembrane protein 132C (gene TMEM132C). The transcript is spliced from 9 exons. The record is from RefSeq and is a predicted model, not a curated record. Lineage: Eukaryota; Metazoa; Chordata; Mammalia; Diprotodontia; Phalangeridae. Bases 13 to 3336 code for a protein of 1107 amino acids.